This is a messenger RNA of Cornus florida, 447 nucleotides long. RefSeq names its product monothiol glutaredoxin-S1-like. NCBI's taxonomy places the organism in Eukaryota, Viridiplantae, Streptophyta, Magnoliopsida, Cornales, Cornaceae. The record is from RefSeq and is a predicted model, not a curated record. The coding region runs from base 1 to 447 and encodes 148 amino acids. The transcript is spliced from 3 exons.
AUGGCUACAUUGGAGAGCUUGGUUGGACAAAAUCCUGUGGUCAUUUUCAGCAAAAGCUCAUGCUGUAUUUGCCACUCCAUUAAGCAACUGAUAUGCAGUUUUGGGGCGAACCCUAUCAUUUACAAGCUCAACGAGCAUCCAGACGGACAGCAAAUCGAAAGGGAGCUGGGAAGAAGAUCGAGUUUACCUGCUGUGUUCAUAGGGCAGGAGUUGGUCGGCAGCGCCAGAGAGGUGACAAGCCUCCAUGUCAGGGGCCAACUAGCCCAAAAGCUAAUUGACGCUGGAGCUAUUUGGGAAGAUAUUAGUUCUAUAUCUGUACCAAAUGUAGGCCCUGAUUCGUUCUGUAAGCUAUCUGGCCUCUCUGCAAACACUGCAAAGAGUCAGCUGGUAGUUCCUCAUCUAAUGGACUUCCUCCAAUUAGGGGACUUCUCUCUCUUUUCUUUCUGA